UGCUAAGUCCUAGCCAGUGGACCACCAGGAAUUCCCUGUUUUUGUUUUUAAGAUUAAUUUUAUUGAUCGUAAUAUGAUAAUAAAAGCAGUAAUGUUCAUUAUAAAGAAUUUUAAAAAUACAUCAAAAUGUAAAGAUUAAAACAAAUCAAUCCUUAAUCCUACAACCUGCAGAUAACUGCUGACAUUUCAGUGUGGUUUUUCCUGGCUUUGUGAGUGUCCGUUUGUACCUUUCAUAACUAAGAUGGUAUCAUAUACGUGUUUUUAUAUUGUUCUUAUAUCUCUUCACCUUAUUCCAUGAGCAUUUGUCUGUCAGUUAAGAUAUUGUUUAAAGAAUAUUUUCUGUGACUGUGCACUGUCCCAUCGUAAUGGGCUGGUCAUCGUGUAUCUGCGACCAGUCUUCUGUAAGUGAACCCCAGGCCAUCCCCACUGCUUGCUGCUGUCGGUCUCCACAUGGGCGCUUGGGAGGCUGUCUGCCAGAACCCAGGGUGGCCUGCCACCAACCAGAUAACUGACUGAGACCACCCGUCUGCAGGUCACGCACAUUUCCAGUUCUGACGAGUCUUCCUUGUUGUCUGGUUCAUAGGCAGAUGCAGAUGGCACCCCCUAUUCCGGCCAGCUGCUGGAGGACCCCCCCCAGAGGCUGCGCUGGCAGGCCCACCUGGAGUUCACCCACAACCACGACGUGGGGGACCUCACCUGGGACAAGAUUGCCGUCUCGCUGCCCCGCUCGGAGAAGCUCCGCUCCCUGGUGCUGGCCGGGGUCCCCCAUAGCAUGAGGCCACAGCUGUGGAUGCGGCUGUCUGGGGCCCUGCAGAAGAAGAGGAACUCCGAGCUGUCCUACCGAGAGAUCGUGAAGAACAGCUCCAACGAUGAGACCAUUGCCGCCAAGCAGGGGUCCCUGGCCUCCUCCCCGGGGGCCUCGGUGUCGGGGGUGCGGAGGCUGUGCCGCUGCAGCUGCGCCUCACCGGCUCUUGUUGUGGGCGGGCUGCCGGCAGAUCGAGAAGGACCUGCUCCGCACCAUGCCCAGCAACGCCUGCUUCGCCCACGUGAGCGGCGUCGGGGUGCCCCGCCUACGCAGGGUGCUCCGAGCGCUGGCCUGGCUCUACCCGGAGAUCGGCUACUGCCAGGGCACGGGCAUGGUGGCUGCCUGCCUCCUGCUCUUCCUGGAGGAGGACGACGCCUUCUGGAUGAUGUGCGCCAUCAUUGAGGACCUGCUCCCCGCCUCCUACUUCAGCACCACCCUGCUGGGUGUGCAGACGGACCAGCGUGUCCUGCGGCACCUCAUCGUCCAGUACCUGCCUCGCCUGGACAGGCUGCUCCAGGAGCACGACAUAGAGCUGUCGCUCAUCACACUGCACUGGUUCCUCACGGCCUUCGCCAGCGUGGUGCACAUCCGCCUGCUGCUGCGCCUCUGGGACCUGUUUUUCUACGAGGGCUCCCUGGUGCUGUUCCAGGCCACACUGGGCAUGCUGCGCCUCAAGGAAGACGAGCUGAUCCAGUCGGAGAACUCGGCCUCCAUCUUCAACACGCUGUCAGACAUCCCGUCGCAGCUGGAGGACGCGGACCUGCUGCUGGCGGAGGCCAUGCGCCUGGCGGGCUCGCUCACCGCCGUGGCCGUGGAGGCCCAGCGCCGCAAGCACCUGGCCUACCUGCUGGCCGACCAGGGCCAGCUCCUGGGCACCACCGCCACCGCUAGCCUGUCUCAGGUGGUGCGCCGCAGGACUCAGCGGAGGAAGGCCGGCAUCACAUCGCUGCUCUUCGGGGAGGACGACCUGGAGGCGAUGAAGGCCAAGAACAUCAAGCAGACGGAGCUGGUGGCCGACCUUCGGGAAGCUAUCCUGCGUGUGGCCCGCCACUUCCAGUGCACAGACCCCAAGAACUGCAAUGUGGAGCUGACCCCGGACUACAGCAUGGAGAGCCACCAGCGGGACCACGAGAACUAUGUGGCCUGCUCGCGUGGCCACCCACGCCGGGCCAAGGCCCUGCUGGACUUCGAGCGCCAUGACGACGAUGAGCUGGGCUUCCGCAAGAACGACAUCAUCACGAUUGUCUCUCAGAAGGACGAGCACUGCUGGGUGGGCGAGCUGAAUGGCCUGAGAGGCUGGUUUCCAGCCAAGUUCGUGGAAGUCCUGGAUGAGCGGAGCAAGGAGUACUCCAUCGCGGGGGAUGAUGCUGUGACAGAGGGGGUCACAGACCUCGUGCGAGGGACCCUCUGCCCAGCCCUCAAGGCCCUGUUUGAACACGGACUGAAGAAGCCUUCGCUGCUCGGGGGCGCCUGCCACCCCUGGCUGUUCAUCGAGGAGGCAGCGGGCCGGGAGGUCGAGAGAGACUUCGACUCCGUGUACUCACGCCUGGUGCUGUGCAAGACGUACAGGUUGGAUGAAGAUGGCAAAGUCCUCACCCCAGAGGAGCUGCUGUACCGGGCUGUGCAGUCCGUUAACGUGACCCACGACGCCGCACACGCACAAAUGGAUGUGAAGCUCCGCUCCCUCAUCUGCGUGGGGCUCAACGAGCAGGUGCUGCACCUGUGGCUGGAGGUGCUCUGCUCCAGCCUGCCCACCGUGGAGAAGUGGUACCAGCCCUGGUCCUUCCUGCGCAGCCCUGGCUGGGUCCAGAUCAAGUGCGAGCUGCGGGUCCUCUGCUGCUUCGCAUUCAGCCUCUCCCAGGACUGGGAGCUUCCUGCAAAGAGAGAGGAGGAGAAGAAGCCCUUGAAGGAGGGCGUCCAGGACAUGCUGGUGAAGCACCACCUCUUCAGCUGGGACAUCGACGGGUGACGUGCUCCUCCAGGGGCUCCCCCCCCAGCCCCCACAAAGCAAGGAGAGAACGGCCAGCCCUGGCCAGCUCCAAGCUGCAGGGUCGAGGGGAGGACAUGCUCCAGAGUUCUGACUGGGCACCGUGGUGGGGGGGGGUCAGAGUGGCAGAGAAGGGCAGAGGGUGGCAGGAACAGGUACGAGUGCCCUGUCCUGCCAGCGUUUUUACAGAGGCCCUGGGCCCAGCUCCACGAAGCCAACCAAAAACCUCGUGAGGAGGUGGGGCGCCAGCUUUGGGCCGUCAGGUUUUGCUCAGGAAGAGCGUGGGGUGGCUGAAGGCUCCUGGGCAUCCGUGAUUUAUAAAUAAACUCGCCUCUGAGAAAGCA
This is a messenger RNA of Capra hircus (goat), 3136 nucleotides long. RefSeq names its product small G protein signaling modulator 3 (gene SGSM3). The record is from RefSeq and is a predicted model, not a curated record. Gene Ontology annotation, molecular function: protein binding. The transcript has 19 exons. The coding region runs from base 870 to 2774 and encodes 634 amino acids. NCBI's taxonomy places the organism in Eukaryota, Metazoa, Chordata, Mammalia, Artiodactyla, Bovidae.